Molecule: messenger RNA, 214 nt
Organism: Ambispora gerdemannii
Lineage: Eukaryota; Fungi; Glomeromycota; Glomeromycetes; Archaeosporales; Ambisporaceae
Source: the annotation of a GenBank genome assembly
AUGAGUUAUGGAUUUUGGAUGUCAAAAAGCAAGACUAUACAAGACUUAACUAUUCAAACUAUUCAAGAUAACAAUUCUCUCGCUAUAUCUAAUAUAGAAUCUACUUCCAACGUAAAAUCUAUUUUUCACGUAAAACUGACUAAUCAAGCACAGAAUGAUGCAAAUGAAGAAAUAGCCGAAUCAAGUAGCCAACUUCAAGACUCUGCAAAUGAAG